Molecule: messenger RNA, 1397 nt
Organism: Closterium sp. Yama58-4
Lineage: Eukaryota; Viridiplantae; Streptophyta; Zygnematophyceae; Desmidiales; Closteriaceae
Source: the annotation of a GenBank genome assembly
AUCACAGGCAUGGCGGAGCACAUUCCAUCAUUCACAACAGGAGGAGCUUUCUGGUUCACUUGACAACAGUACACCCGACCCUUCCUCAUGCUUCUCCCCUCCUCUCUCCCCCUUCACUUCACUUCUCUCAGAUCACAGGCAUGGCGGAGCACAUUCCAUCAUUCACAACAGGAGGAGCUUUCUGGUUGGCUGCACGCACCUACUCUCUCCUCUUCCUUCUCUCCCUCUCCUUCGUGCAGAUCACAGGCAUGGCAGAGCACAUGCCAUCGUUCGCAACAGGCAUGGCAGAGCACAUGCCAUCAUUUGCAACGGGUGGUGCUUUCUGGUUCACCGACCUCAGUACACCCGACCCCACCUACAUGCUGCCGCUCUUAUCCUCUGCUGGCAUCCUGGCAGCUGUUGAGCUGAACGCGGCAGAGGGCAUGGAGGGAGCACCCAAUGCAGCGCAGAUGAAGUGGUUCAUGCGAGGGCUUGCUGUGACCAUGGUGCCGCUUACUGUCACCUUCCCCAAGGCUGUGUUCUGCUACUGGAUCACCACCAACGCCUUCUCUCUUGUCCAGGGCCUCGCAUUUAAGCGGCCUGGGGUGCGAAAGGCUCUUGGAAUCCCUAUGAUUAAGCCUCCGUCGCCUGAUGCGCCUCCCGGAAGUGCUUCUUUGGGAUUACCGGUGACGCAAGCCUUGCAACUGCGGCUAAACGCCAGCCCGUCGUUACAAUGCUCACGCAGACGGCCCUCGUCUUUGUCACGCCUUUCUAUAAUCACAUGCCAACUGGGCGGUCCAAACGAAGGCGGGGAGCCCGUCGUGGCUCGGCCGUUCGAGGCUGAGACGGAGGCUCGGGCACAAGCCAGACUCGCAGCUUCGGAUCCGAACCGACGAUACCAGGAGAUGAUGAAACGGAGGGAGGAGAGCCGACAACAGACCAUGCGAGAAUACGGUGAUCUGAAGAAGCAGCUGUCGCAGACGGCUAUAGGAGUGGGGGCUGCAGGCACGCUCUACUGCUUCCUCGGGAUCUCCAUUCAGACUGCCAUCAGCUAUGCCAUCGGAAGUGCUGCCAGUUGUCUCUACCUGCUACUGCUUUUCAACGACGCUGACACCAUCACCCCACAGGACCUCCCUCCUGCCUUUCUCAUCGACCGGAGCAAGCCCAAGAGGAAAGGCCUGGUUGACAGCCUGAAGACGGUCGAUUCGCCUGAGAAGCUGCUGCAGGGGGCUCAGCUGGCCCUCUCCUCGCGCCGCCUGCUCGUGCCUGCUGCCCUUGUGCUGCUCUGGGCCUUCUCUGUGCAAUUCAGUGGCAGCGACCCCAACAGCUUGCACGUUGAGUUUGCGCCCCUCUUUAUAGGCUUCCUCUCUUACAAGAUCGCAGUGUUGCUUUUCACUGUCGAAGAUGUUACCAAAUAA